Molecule: messenger RNA, 3630 nt
Organism: Talaromyces amestolkiae
Lineage: Eukaryota; Fungi; Ascomycota; Eurotiomycetes; Eurotiales; Trichocomaceae
Exons: 4
Coding region: 1-3630 (1209 amino acids)
Biological process (GO): mRNA splicing, via spliceosome
Cellular component (GO): nucleus; U2 snRNP
Molecular function (GO): protein binding; U2 snRNA binding
Source: RefSeq, a predicted model, not a curated record
AUGGCGACUACAUCGAAUAUGUUCAUGUAUUCCUUGACGCUACAGAACCCAACAGCUGUAACGCAAGCUAUACUCGGACAAUUCGCAGGUACAAAAGAGCAACAGAUUGUGACCGCUUCCGGUUCGAAGCUUACCCUUCAUCGCCCGGACGCCGCUCAAGGCAAAGUCACCCCUAUAUACACGCAAGAUGUCUUUGGUAUCAUAAGGUCUCUCGCGGCUUUCCGGCUGGCCGGAAGUAACAAAGAUUACAUCAUCAUUGGGUCAGAUUCGGGUCGUAUCACCAUCAUUGAGUACGUGCCGUCACAGAACAGGUUCAACCGCAUCCAUUUGGAGACAUUUGGAAAGUCGGGUGUUCGACGAGUAAUUCCUGGCCAGUACCUUGCGGUGGAUCCCAAGGGGCGAGCUUGUCUCAUAUCUUCUGUGGAGAAGAACAAACUUGUCUAUGUUCUGAAUCGUAACUCGCAAGCAGAAUUGACAAUCUCUUCACCUCUCGAAGCACACAAGGCACAGACUCUUGUCUUCGCGCUUACUGCUUUAGAUGUGGGUUACGACAAUCCGAUUUUUGCCGCCAUUGAGGUUGAUUAUUCCGAAUCAGACCAGGAUCCCACAGGCCGAGCAUACGAGGAAGUUGAAAAACAACUUGUAUACUACGAGCUUGAUUUGGGUCUGAACCAUGUGAUUCGCAGAUGGUCAGACGUUAUACAUCGGACUUCAAACAUAUUGUUUCAGGUUCCCGGAGGCGCUGAUGGUCCCAGUGGUGUUCUUGUCUGCGCUGAAGACAGUAUCACGUAUCGGCACUCCAACCAGGAUGCAUUCCGUGUGCCAAUACCCCGUCGCAACGGCCCUACCGAGAAUCCUGAACGGAAGCGAUCCAUUAUUGCUGGUGUUAUGCACAAAAUGAGAGGCGCUUUCUUCUUUUUACUGCAGACAGAAGACGGUGAUCUCUUCAAGUUGACUAUUGACAUGGUUGAGGAUGAAAAUGGUCAACUCACCGGUGAAGUCAAGAGACUGAAGAUCAAAUAUUUUGACACUGUUCCUCCUGCAGCUAAUCUGCUCAUCUUGAAGAGCGGUUUCUUGUUUGUGGCAAGUGAAACAGGCAACCAUCACUUCUAUCAAUUUGAAAAGCUUGGCGAUGACGAUGAAGAAACAGAGUUCUUGAGUGAUGAUGUUUCCGCUGAUCCAGCCGACUCUGUCAAACCCGUUUACUUCAACUUGAGAGGCGCCGAGAAUUUGAAUCUGGUUGAAAGCAUCAAUUCAUUGAAUCCUAUCAUGGAUUGCAAAAUUACAGACGCUAUCGGAGAAGAUGCCCCCCAAAUUUAUACCAUCUGUGGCACAGGAGCUCGCAGUUCUUUCCGAACCCUCAAACACGGUCUGGAGGUUUCUGAGAUCGUCGAGUCCGAACUCCCUAGUGUUCCGUCCGCCGUAUGGACGACGAAACUUACCCGUAAUGAUGAGUUUGAUGCUUAUAUUGUACUCUCAUUCACAAAUGGAACAUUGGUUCUCAGCAUUGGUGAAACGGUCGAAGAAGUUACAGAUACUGGCUUUUUAUCCACCGCACCAACCUUGGCUGUUCAACAACUUGGCGAAGACUCUUUAAUUCAAGUUCAUCCAAAGGGUAUUCGACACAUUCUUGCUGAUCACCGAGUCAAUGAGUGGCCUGCCCCUCAACAUCGAACAAUUGUUGCUGCCGCUACCAACGAGCGUCAAGUUGCAGUUGCUUUGAGUUCCGGUGAGAUUGUAUACUUUGAGAUGGACACGGAUGGCUCACUGGCCGAGUAUGAUGAAAAACGUCAGAUGUCUGGUACAGUCACUGCUCUGAGCUUGGGCGAGGUGCCUGAAGGCCGUGUCCGAAGCUCUUUUCUCGCUGUUGGGUGUGAUGACUCGACUGUCAGAAUUUUAAGCUUGGAUCCAGACACUACCCUGGAAAACAAGUCCGUCCAGGCCCUGACAUCUGCACCAUCUGCCUUGAACAUAAUGUCAAUGAUUGACUCGACAUCCGGUGGCUCGACGUUGUAUUUGCAUAUCGGACUCUAUUCCGGUGUCUACCUCCGGACAGUGCUUGACGAAGUUACUGGUGAGCUUUCCGACACUCGAACUCGAUUCUUAGGCGCAAAACCAGUGAAGCUGUUUGGAGUAUCCGUCAAAGGCCAGCCUGCUGUCCUUGCUCUCAGCUCUCGUCCUUGGCUAGGGUACUCCGAUGUGCAGACAAAGAGUUUCAUGCUUACAUCCUUGGACUAUGUUAACCUUGAAUGGGGAUGGAACUUUUCCAGUGAGCAAUGCCUGGAAGGUAUGGUUGGAAUACAGGGUCAAAACUUACGGAUCUUCUCCAUCGAGAAAUUAGAUAACAAUGUGUUGCAAGAGUCUAUUCCUCUAGCAUACACCCCACGACACUUUGUGAAGCAUCCAGAGCAGCCUCUAUUCUACGUGAUUGAAUCUGAGAACAAUGUUCUCGCUCCGGCUACACAAGCUCGCUUAUUGGAAGACUCGAAAGCACAGAAUGGUGAAGCCGUGAUUCCUCCAGCAGAGACAUUCGGCUAUCCUCGCGCUACCGGACAUUGGGCUUCUUGCAUUGAAGUUGUAGAUCCUGUCAGUGCUAAAGCUGUUCUUUCGCGUCUUGAACUCGAAGAGAAUGAAUCUGCUGUUAGCAUUGCAGCUGUCUCCUUCGCAAGCCAAGACAAUGAGACUUUCCUUGUCGUCGGCACAGGUAAAGAUGUCGUGACGUAUCCAAGGUCUUUCUCCGCUGGCUUUAUUCAUAUCUACCGUUUCCAAGAAGAUGGCAGGGAAUUGGAGUUCAUUCACAAAACAAAAAUUGAAGAGCCCCCGCAAGCCCUACUCGCGUUCCAGGGACGCUUACUUGCCGGUAUUGGUAAGAAUCUUAGAAUUUACGACCUUGGAAUGAAGCAAAUGCUUCGAAAGUGUCAGGUCGAAGCUGCGCCAAAUCUCAUCGUGGGCCUACAGACGCAGGGUAGUCGUAUCAUUGUCAGCGACGUACAAGAGAGUGUGACUUACGUGGUGUACAAAUAUCAAGAGAACCAGCUCAUUCCAUUCGUCGAUGAUGUUAUUGCACGCUGGACUACCGCCACGACAAUGGUGGAUUACGAAACAACGGCGGGAGGKGACAAGUUCGGUAACCUAUGGCUUGUUCGUUGCCCGAAAAAGGUAUCAGAAGAGUCCGACGAAGACGGUUCUGGUGCCCAUCUCAUCCACGAGCGUUCGUACCUCCAGGGUACAGCGAAUCGAUUGAACCUUAUGGUUCACUACUAUACUCAAGACAUUCCUACAAGUCUCCACAAGACCAACCUGGUUGUUGGUGGAAGAGACAUCCUGGUGUGGACGGGUUUGCAGGGUACUAUCGGUAUUAUGGUUCCAUUCGCCAGUCGUGAGGAUGUUGAUUUCUUCCAAAAUCUAGAGACUCAGCUUGCUUCUCAAAMCCCGCCGUUGGCAGGACGUGAUCAUCUGAUCUACCGAAGCUACUAUGUUCCUUCAAAGGGCGUAAUUGACGGCGAUCUUUGUGAGACCUACUUCCUGCUUCCUACCGACAAGAAGCUCAUGAUUGCUGGUGAACUUGAUCGGAGCGUUCGGGAAAUAGAACGCAAGAUCUCGGAUAUGAGAACCCGUGUGGCUUACUGA